Juglans microcarpa x Juglans regia is the source of this 545-nucleotide messenger RNA. Its product is annotated as ubiquitin-fold modifier 1. Gene Ontology annotation, biological process: protein K69-linked ufmylation. The coding region runs from base 106 to 387 and encodes 93 amino acids. Lineage: Eukaryota; Viridiplantae; Streptophyta; Magnoliopsida; Fagales; Juglandaceae. The record is from RefSeq and is a predicted model, not a curated record. The transcript is spliced from 4 exons. Gene Ontology annotation, cellular component: nucleus; cytoplasm.
UAUGGUAAUUUCCGAACGCCAAAUGUGGCCGCCGCGACAUACAAGAACGAAUUACGAAAGUCCGUAUUUGGAAGUUGAUUGAAUUCCUUGAUUAAGGUCGGAGAAAUGGCGAGUGAUGGUGGCGGUGGAAAGGUCUCCUUCAAAGUGACUCUCACCUCUGAUCCGAAGCUCCCUUUUAAAGUGUUUAGCGUACCAGAGGCAGCCCCUUUCACGGCUGUUCUGAAAUUCGCCGCAGAGGAGUUCAAAGUGCCUCCCCAGACCAGCGCUAUCAUCACCAACGAUGGUGUUGGAAUUAAUCCUCAGCAAAGUGCAGGUAAUGUCUUCCUGAAACAUGGUUCGGAGCUACGCCUCAUACCUCGUGAUAGGGUUGGAGCAUCUGGGAUGUGAAAAUCUGCAUUAUUAUCAGAACAAAAAGACUGGCCUUUCUUCACUGGUUAAGUUGUGUUUUUGAGUUGGUUUCCUUUAUAAUUAAUUGGAGAGGAAUUUAAAACUUUCUGCGCAUCAACUUAGUGUAACUGUUUUAUGUUAAGAGAUGGAAGUUGUCU